Lodderomyces parapsilosis is the source of this 2382-nucleotide messenger RNA. RefSeq names its product exocyst subunit (gene SEC10). The transcript has a single exon. The record is from RefSeq and is a predicted model, not a curated record. Gene Ontology annotation, cellular component: exocyst; cytoplasm. Lineage: Eukaryota; Fungi; Ascomycota; Pichiomycetes; Serinales; Debaryomycetaceae. The coding region runs from base 1 to 2382 and encodes 793 amino acids. Gene Ontology annotation, biological process: Golgi to plasma membrane transport; exocytosis.
AUGAGCACUGGGUCAUUUUCCAUCUAUGAUCUAAACCCGGAGAUAAAGAAGCUUCUCAAUGCAGAUAACUUUCUCAAUGGACUUUCAGUGAAUGAUUUCGUUGAAGAGAUUAGUAAAGAUCACAUUCUCAAAGGUGCCGAAGUAAACAAGAAAGCAUACCUUGACCCAAAGCCAUACAUCAGAUCCUUUGAAAGCACAAUUAGGGAAUUGAAUCGGCUAAGCGCAGAUGCAAAUGAUCAAAGGAUCAGAGGGGAGAAACAGGUUGACACAUACGAAUUAAAGCAUUCCCAAAACGUUCUUGAAUUGAGUAAUCUGAUUGCUACAACCACCGACAAGUUUAAUCUCUUGGACACCAAAAUAUCAGAUGUUUCGAGGAAGAUCAAUCCAUUGGGUGCUACUUUGAAUAAAAUCUCAACCUCACGAGACAAGUCAAGAGAGACAAUUUUUUUGAUUCGGGCGUAUCACGGGUUCUACACAAAGGGAGAUUAUGCCCCGUUAGAGAAUUUGCGUUCAAGUUCCAAGCUAGACGAUAAUAUUGAAUGUGCUAGGUAUAUUAAGAAAUUGAUUCAUCUUUCCAAAAGAAUUAGCGACGAGUCUAUUCCCACCACCUUAAAAUGCUUACAAAUGGUUGAGUCCUAUGGACACCGAAUGGAGGAAGAAUUGUUGAGAAAAUUUGAAAUGGCCUCUGAUGAAACAUCUGGUGGGGAUUUUGAUAUAAGGGUGAUGAACAACGUUUCGCAAAUAUUGUACGAAUACAACCAAGGCACAACAUUGAUGAAUAGGUUUGUCGAUAAGAAUGAGCUUUCGAUGGAAGCCCACCAUGAAGAUACAACCUUGGAUGACAGUGAGUGGAGCUUAUGGUCUGACACAAACGCUACAAACUACGACUUGUCACCACACCUCAACGACUUUCUUGAAAAUAUUAAAUUCAAUAUCAAAUCGAAAGCAAGAUUGAGUAAAAAGAUAUUCAAUAAUCCAGAAACGGUUAUUGUAUUGUUUAUUGAGAGAAUAUACGGAACUGCCAUCAAGAGGAAAAUCACAACAUUGUUGCAAUUGUCGUUACAACAAAGUUUGUUAGCCCAUGUGAGAAUUUUACAAGCAUUGUAUGGCAUUGUUGGAGAAUUCACCAACCAAAUCAAAGAUUACAUGGUGACUGAAGAAUUCGACACUGAUCAGAAAGUUCUGCAAACUUUGGAACAAUCAAGUGAUGGAUUAUUUGAGGAGUACCUUGCUGACAAUGCUUACCUUGUGAGGGAAAAGAGGAAUUUGAAGGAGAUUGUAAACACCAUCUUAAACAUGCUUGAUCCCGACACAUUCAAUGAACAAACUAGUGAUGAUCAUAGCUUGGCAAGAUCGGACACUUUGAGAUACAGUCAGCAAUCCAAAGCAUACGACCAUACCAGAUUUUCUGCAGAGAAAAAAAGGUUGGCUCAAUUCACUCAAUAUGUCAAAACAAAGAUUAAUGAAAAGGCAAGAAGCGAUAAUGGGGUGUCUAAGUUGGAACUUGAGGAGGACGAUUUGAAAGCGAUUGAUAGUGUUGAAACACUUUUGAAAACCGCUGCCGAAUCUAUUGGAAGGGUGUUGGAAUUGGCACCAAAUGAAGCAGCUGAACAUUCAUUGGAUGUUUUGGCUGUAUUAAUUGUCAAUUUUGAAAAAUUAAUUGUUCGAGAGGAGCUUCAACUACAAAGCCUCAACUUUUUCUGGACGCUUAAUUCCAUUCAAUUCAAAAAGGAGAUUUUGUUUUGCUUGACAGCAUGCGCAAAGAAAAUCAUCUUUCCUUGUGUGACUAAUGACCCCAUUGCCAAAGGGAAAGCGAGAUUCUUGAUAAAUGAGUUUGUCAAGGUACAAGAAACAAGUAUAAAUGAGCUACUAAAUUCAAUCAUGGACUAUUCACUAACUCAAAUUCGGGGAUUUCUUAAUAAGCAGAAAAAGAAGGAUUUUCUUUGCGACUCUAUUGAGGAUGACACGGAAGCUUGUGAAUUGAUCAGUGAGUUCAUGAAUGAAAUGUAUGCUAAUAUUAGUGUUGCUUUGACGGGCGAUAACUUGAUCAAUAUUUUACUCACCAUUGGUAAUGAAUUUCUAAAGUUGCUACUAGAACAUUACAAAAAGUUUUCGGUAAACUCCAUCGGUGGUGUUGUAUUGACAAAGGAUGCAAUUCGAUAUCAAACAAUCAUUGAUGAGUGGGGUAUUCCUGAAUUAUCGGAAAAGUUCCAAAUCUUGAAGGAAAUUGGUAACUUGUUUACCGUUCUGAGUGAAUUAGUCAACUCAUUGGUUACAGAAGGUCAAUUAUCACGUAUGAAGCCGUACAAUGUUAGGCAAUAUAUCAGCAAGAGAGCCGACUUUAACCCCAGCUAUGCUGACAAGUUUUUCAAAUUUAGAUAG